UUCGUCACUUCAGCAAAUCAGCAGAUCAGUAAUCAGUACUAGCCUACCUACUUAGCUAUACCUAUACUAAUACUUAGCAGCCAUGCAAAAAUUGCAAGUUUGCAACGUGUAAAUCGAAAGUAGUCGUACUUACUUGUGUGUUGCACUGCAUACUUACCUACUCAUCGCGUAUUGUUUCUUACGUAUAUGAUAAUGCAUAAACUGUGCGAGUGAGAAGGACUUUCGGCUCUGGGUUGUGUGUUGUAUACAUUCACAUAAGUACUAACUACUAACCCUUUUCUUAAUUUUUUUCUGUGCUCCUUAACGUGUUAAAUUUCGCUGCGGUUCUUCGGACAGAAGCAAUAAAUAAGCUGCACGUCUGAGAAUAAUAAGAAUCAACUGUCCCCUGUCGUCUGAAAUGGAAUCAAACAAUUGCAUUAUUGGGCUUUGACAAUAUCGUGAACUUAUAAAAUUAUUUUCAUGAGUUUGCAUGAAACAAGUUAUAUUUAAUAGCUGUGAGAAAGCUAACAAUCAUAAUGGCUUUGUUGGAAGAAACACAACUAAAUCCACGUGAUAAGGACUCACAACAAAGUGCAUUGGUGGAAAAAAAUGUGCAGAAGCCACCUCAGAAAAAAUUUUGUAACACAGUGUUUGCAGCAAAAAUGAGGAACAGAAAAAAAGAAGAAAAACUCAAAAAGCUCAGUUCUGAAGAAGUCCUAACCUCUUGCAAACCAGUUUCCAUUGAAGUGACACGAAUUGCUUCAAAGGCUGUACCAAAAAUCCUUACUACAGUGGAAAAUAAGAUUCGUCGAAGAAAGAAAAGUCAAUGGAAGUUGGGCAUAAUGAAAAAAAAGAAGAAACCGUCUAAAAAUCGUGAAACAGCUAAAGCCAGUACAAGUUCAAAGGGUCCUAGCGAUGAAAAUGUUUGUCAAAAAAAUAAAGAAGUCAGUGUCAAUGAAAAGACACAAAUCUAUGCAUCACUCGGAGGAAAACUAAUUGAUGAACAAAAGUCAAAAUCAGUGCAUCAAGAUAAAAAAGAAAAUCGAAAAAGAAGUCUGAGAAAUAAUGAAUCAGUGCUUUAUGAAGAAAAUAUAGAAAUUGAAAGUGUAAAAAGUGCAACUUCUGCAGAGGAAGAUAGUUGCAGGCGAACAUUACCGUUUAUUGGAAAAUUAAAUACAAAAGCUGCUAGAGCGGCAUAUGCUGAAAAAAUCAUAAUAGCCGAAAUUGGAUCUAUUCCUGACAAAAAACAUAAGGAUUCACCUGAAACAAGUUUUAAAAGUGAUACCUCUGUUGCAAACCAAUCUAAAAGUAAUACAACAGAAAAAAAUAAGACUGCAAGCGUUAACAAAAAUGAGUUAAACAAAAGCAAAAGCACGAGUGGUAAUGAAAGAAAAAAUGUAAAUGUUGCCAAGAGUUUGGAUAAAGAAUUGACUGAAAUAGAAUCCAAUGAUGUGCCCAAGAAAAAUGAAACCAAAGAGAUUGAAAGUUGUAGCCGCACUGUUCCAUUUAGAGGUAAUCCGAAACCUGGUCCCAAGGUCAUACCACCUGGUGCUCCUGACAGACCAAUCGUAUUAGAUGGACCUAGUGAUUGUAAUCAAAAGUCGGAUUCUGUACCUGAAAGCGUUGAAGCCACAUCAUCAUGCCCAUGUCCAGAUGUAGAGAAAGAAGUAAUUUCAGCGACUGAUGCUAGAGAAAAGGCAAACUCUUCCACACAACUAGAUUUAUCAAACGGAGUCGAAAAGAGGAUACGUCUUCCUCUUGAAAAUAAUGAUGGAAAUCUAGUUUCUUCUUCUAAAGAUGUUGACGCGGAAUCAAACUCUUCCAAUAGUGUAAAUAAAAAAAUGAACGUUUCUUCUAAAACAAAUAAAAUAAACUCGACUCUUGUAGAGUCAGUUGCAGAGUUCAAUACAUCAUUAAACAUAUGUACGUCGAAUGUCACAAGUACUGAUUUGAAUUACUCCAAUAAUGAAACUGUCCCAGAACUAUGCGAAUCAAGUAAUUUGGCAACUGCUAAAUCUAAUGAAGAAAAUACGGACUCAAGCAACAUCAUGAGUGAUAAAAAAGCUGAAACUUCAAAAAUCCAUGAAAACUUGAUGGACUUAGCCAACAGUGACGAUGAUGAUACAGGAUCGAGUUGCUGUAGAACAAGACCCUAUCUAGGAAAGAACAGAUGUAGCAGAACAGUACCUUUUGCACUGAUAACUCGUAAAGUGAGGGAUCCAAAUGCAAGAUCCAGUACUGAUAUACUUAACACAAGUUCGCUUCGUGAACCUGAAAAAAAUAAGACACUUACGACUGAUGCUGAUAAACUUAUUGCAGAAGUCAAACAAUGCAACAGUGAUAACGUUCCUGCAAAUCUGGAUAAUCAGCCUACAAGUGAACUCUGUGAUUCUAGCGUUACUUUGAAUGAUGGCACAAAAUCCGAUUCAGCAAUCAGUAAUGGAGAGUGGAAAUUCAGAAGGAAACGUGACGAGCACCCAGAAACAGAUACUCAGCAGGUCGGUAGUACACAGUCCAAGACCAAAAGACAUAAACAAUCAGCGAUAUCUAAGGAAACAGACCAACCACCCCAAUCUAUUCCCACUUCACCAGCACACACCAUCUGUACACUGUUUUCAAAGAACUGUACAAAAUGUCCAAGUGAUCAUCACGCUAAAACUAACGAAUGUCUGAUGUCUCGAAAAAUAAAGCAAUCAAAGUUAAAGGACGUUGCUGUGUUUUUGACCAAGCUUGAGGAUUCGCACAAUCCUCUAGUUGAUCAAUACCUUACAAAGGCUGAGCCAGUUCUUGGCGGUAGGACAGAAUUGCCGUUGGCCUCAGAAAGUCGCAAACCGGAUGAUAAUGAACAGCCAAGUCCAGAGAAGCCUCAACAGGUUUCUUCCCCUCAAAAAACAAAACCGAUGGACACCGAAGUAAAUACUAUUAAUGAAGUUCCAGCCGCAGAAACUGCAAUGGACCAGACUGAAACUAGCAUGGAAAAAGAAAUAAACGAAACUUCAAGAUUGGCACAUCGGUUAAUCAGCACCGAAUCUAGAGAAUCCAACGAAUCCGUUGACAAUACCUUUAGAAGACGUAAACGCACUGUCAACUGCAUCGACAGCGAUUCGGAAGAGGAAAAUUCCUCUGCAACGAAGUCACAAAUUAAACAGUCAGCCGGAAUUGAGCGUUCUAAGCGAUUGAAUUUCGAGCAAGACGAAGAUGACAUGGAAGUGGCGGAAUUCUCUCGUCAGGGCUGGCUAAACUCCAACGGAGACGAAGACUCUGAUCAGGAAGCGUGCUCACCGACCACUCGUAAAACGCAUUUGAGAAAUCAUGACGAUGAAAGUUUAGAUCAGGAAGCCACUCGCGUGACACGUGCAAAGAGUCGAGCUGCUGGCAUUACCCUAGAUGACGCGAUUAAUAAGGAUGUUGUUAAGGAUAAAGUACGCCCAAAGAGCGUGCUUGAAAAGAAAAUCGUCAAACCAGUGCUACAGGUUAGAGCAAAGACACCUUGUCUGGGUUCGUUGGUUCAAGGGUUGGAGAAUCAAAUAGAAGUUCCUGAUAAACACCACGAAACUCAAUUGGUCAGUGUCGAGAAAAACAAAGAGAAAGAGGCCUUCAUUGCAGACAAACAAAAUACAUCAUGUAGUACUACUUUGGAGUUGGAAUAUCAACUAACAAGCUGUGAUAAUCAAUCUAAAUCUAAUAAUAACGAGAUCAACAAUGCGGAAAUUCCUCUCAGUGAUAAACUCACUCCAGCUUUGCAAAUAGUUGAACAGCAAGAACCUGGCACUCCUAAAAGUGCAGUAACUCCCUCAAAUGAAUCCAGGUCUUUAAAUAACAAUGAAACGACGGAUACUCCGAAGAACUCAAUUCAAGGAACUCCAAACCAAAGGGACAGGCUAGAUAAUGUUGACGACAGAUGUGCUAAUUUAGCAAAGACUGUCAAUAGGCCUCGAAGUAAUUUGUUUGGCAAGCAACCCGAUUCAGAAUGUAUAGACUUGGUAGAGCCACCUCUGAAAAAACUAAAGGUUCAAUUAAUUAAACUGGAGACUAUUUGUAACGACUUCAAAGAUCUUUCUGCAACUGAAUUCGAAAUAUUGACUACAAAGUAUGUUAAUCUCUUGAUGAACUCAAAUUUCACUUGUGAUUGGCGGGCUCCAGUUAAUUAUAAUAGACAACUCCAGUGUGUCACGGAUCUCAUUGACAAUUCAGAUUGUGUGUCUGAUCCUGGCACACAAGAUGACAAUGACGCAAUAGUUGAACUUACUAAGGAUGCUGACGAUGAUCCUUUAAUGGUUAUUACUGAGAAAAGUUCUGAAUCACCCAAGAAGUCGACGCCUAAGAAGCCCGACCAUCAGCCAGGCACCUCUCCACAGGUUCCUCUAAGCGAAUCACCUCACAUUCCCAGUGAUGAUGAUACGUCGAGUCUACCAAAUGAAAUUGUCAUAAUGGGUGAAGAUGGAGCAGCAGUACAGCUUAUCGAAAAAGAAUCCAUGGCAACCAUUGGUGAUUCAACAGCUCUUAAUCAAAAUGGUGAAGUGGCGGACAAUAACGAAGGUCCGGAAGAGAAUCAAGAAAAGCAAACUGAUCACGAGGAGCAAGUACCUGUACAAAACAAAGACCCUAUAUCAACUUCCGAUGCUUCCAAAACAAAGGAUAAAGAAAAGGCUGCUUUGAAAAAGGCCUCCAAGGCCAGAAAGAAGAUGAUGAAGUGCUUCUCCACCAGUUCACUAUGCUCUGUCUGUAAGCAGGAAUUUACGUCCAAAGAUGAUUUGUGGCAGCAUUUGCAGAAACAUAGUGAAAAGGAUCUACAAGCGGCAUACAAAAAACUUGCCCACGAGCGGAGCCUUGAACAAAAUGUAUCCGAGGGGUCGAAUACUAAUCCGCCUUUGGAAGUUGUUAAUACCAAUCAGAGUAAUGACAAGAGGAAGAGUACGGAAAGCGUUGUGUGCAGUAGCAGAUCGUCUGUGGAAAUUGAAGAAAUCAUUGUUGAUGAUUCAAGUAACACCGCUGUACCUGUUGUAGGAGAGCAGCUGGUCUCGAACUCUGCUAGUCUAGAACAUUAUGCAACAGCCGAGCACGCAUCAGCAAACAAUGCUCAAGAGACAUUGUCCGUUUUAAUAUGUUCUUGUCAUGCGCAUGAAAAUUCUGGUCAGGAUUUGCAGAUUGAAAUGGUAUUACACUGUAAUUCGUGCAACAUUGUUUUCCGUCGUCGUGAUUGUUUCGAAGUGCAUUAUCGCACGAGUUCCGAGUGCAGACAGAAGCGCCAGUUGAAUGAAACCACGAAAACACCGAAGCUCUUCUGCAGUGGCUGUCCAUCCAUCCUGAAUUCGUUGAUGGAUAUGCGAACACAUUUGGAGAUGCAUGCACAAAAAAAUUGUCAAGGAACGGUUACGUUUGUUUGCAACAUCUGUAAAGUCGCAUUCUUUGGUGUUGGUGGCAUUUUUUAUAAUCAUUGGUACAACCAUACGAAAAGCCCAAACUUCGUGGCCAGUAAAUACUCAUUCCCCAAGCUAUCCGUCGUCUCCGUGCUUGAAGAUUCAAACAUUGCGAUGGCGCAGAAUAAAAGUCAAGAAGGUUUUUUCUACAUAGCGGAACAUGUUUGCCGUCAAUGCAGACUACCAUUCAGUUCGGAACCUGAUUUACAAAAACACAAGGCAACACCUUGCCAGCCCGCACCGUCCAUUACUCGUACCGAUACUUUAGAUAAAAACACGCAGAUGAUAAAGCUAAUCUGUGAUCUGUGCAAAAAGUAUUACGUAAACAAGGAAGGCUUUGAUCGUCAUUGCACCGAGCGUAAUCAUCUCAAAACGCCCAUCACUAAAUUUUCACGUGUACCCGUAAGCGAAACCGAACAAGCUAUCGUCUGUAGUUUAUGUCGUGCAAUGAGCAAGUCUAUAGACGAAAUGAGGGAACACUGGAAACGUGUGCACAGUCCAAUUAUGGAGCUCUACACUUGUAAAACCUGUAACGUCGUACCGUCCAACGACGUGACCAAUUACACGUACGAAAAGUUCAUGCAGCAUUGCAAGUUGGUACACAAAAGCGAAGUUAUUACGUGUCUCAUAUACUUUGUCACUGCACGAUAUGUGUGCAGUAUCUGCAAGUUUGGUUUUGAAACGGAAAAAUCGAUGAAGGAACACGAAGUCAUUCAUGAGAAGACACCUGGAACAGUGUCUACUGUCAACACAGUAUCGGGCAACGUUAAUCUUUCGACAAACAAUACCCAGACUGCUAUGGUUUGGGUUACUGACAAGAAUAUAGCACCUGAUGGUGGUAGACAAGUGCAUCCUCUUUAUCUCCAGUACCCAUCUGUUAAUGGUACAGUCAAUGUUCAAUUACCACAGAAUACAGUUCCACUGAACUCUCAAAGCCAGCAGCAGAUGUCAAUGUCAAACCACAAUUUAAGCUCAGUGCUGAACAGCAACGUCAGCUACGUAACAGUACCUGGCUCUACCGUAUUACAGGCGUCAAACAGUAAUGGUCCGAAUCACGUGUUGCGCAAUUUGCUGGCCUCAAAUGCGUUUAAUCAAGUUCCAGUACAACAACAAGCAGCCGCUCGAGCCAGUCCAGAGACGAUAUUCCUCGACUCACGAUCGAAUAGUCCAGUCUUGGAAAAUCAAGCUCCAACGACGUCGAGUACAGUCGCUACGAACGACAAGUCGUCCAUUUCUGAAACCACGGCGCAACGCAAAUCUUAUAUGACGAUGGUCAAUCCAGAUUUCGAAUUUAUAUUAGGAACGAAUGAUAAUCAGACGUCAGAUGGCAGCGAUAGUUCUUCGUCAAAUAAAAAUAAAGAUCCCUUGAAUACAAGCAGUGGCGCUGACAAGCAGUCCAACACGGACGUAAUGUCGCCCCAGCCGUUUGAAAUAGUUCUCGUAACGGAUGAACUCGGAGACAACGCCAGCGACGACGUUCCCAUGAACGACAUCCUAGAACCACUCACAGAAACCGCGUCCCCCGUGGACCAACUCCAGCAAACAGCGGUCACACCGGACUCGUCGAACGACGGUUCCUCCUCUACGAAGUCAUUCCUACGAGUGCGCUCAGUGGCUGAACUACAACAGAUGAAGAUACACGACUCACCCCAAGCUUUCGACGGACGUCAACGUGUCCACGAUAAAGAUUCUGGGGUAUCGAGCAUUGCUGCUGGUAGUGAAAUGGGACGCGACACGCCUGUUCAAAUGAUCACACCGAUGGUGAUGCAAAACAAGCAGAACGCUAAUGAAACUACAUUGAUUGCACAGCUACGACACAAGUUGUUGCUCUCCUCGGGAGGUCAAGGGUCUUCAAACAAUAUGGGUACAAGGACAAACUCGUCAGCCAUUCCUAGUCAAGUCCAAACUCAGCAGCAAGGAUAUUGGUUUGCUGCUUGCAAUGGCAACAGUGACACAGUCCAGCAACAGCCUACCGUUAAUUACAACACAGUGAACUACACUAGUGUCAAUCGAGCACAACAGCAACAGUCAAACGCUGCUCGAAGACAAUUUUCAAAUGCCAACGUGAUGCCUCCUAUGAAUUACUCUACUCGAGGUCCAUUACCUUCGCAUCCUAAUGCUGCUCCAAGCACAAUGUCGCCCAGUAGAACAGGUGCCAUACAGUUGCCCGAGAGAAAUGCAAUGAGCAACAAUGCACCAACUACCAAACGACCAUCUGGUGCUGCGACCAGGAUACCUCAGCAGAGUAUGCCACCUCCGUACGAAAAUGUCAUUGAACAACGUCAAAGUGAUUUUCGUGCUCGUUUUAAUACAAAUGAAGAUCAAGCUAGAAUUACCUCACAAGCCAAUUCUAGAAUGUUGCCUAAUAUACUGUCUAGGCCGAGUCAAUACCAAGGAAAAACCUACAGUCGACAUCAGGGUGAUGGAAGUUAUGCCAAUCCGUACAAUAGUACUAUGAACUACUCCACUCAAUCGCAACAAAUCCAAGAGCAGCAGCAACAACAGCCUCAGGCAAAGGUCUACUCUUGCAAGUACCCCAACUGUAACUUCCGUUCAGAAAAUCAUGGCGUGCUUCGCACGCAUGAGAAAAUCCACGCGGGGAGCCAAAUAACACCAGUCAAUCAUGUUAAGCACCAUCAGCAACAAUAUCAGGUCCAGCAACAACGACUCCCUGGCAAGCACGUGUCAGUUUGUCAGAUGCCUGAGCGGACGCGUCAUGCGAUGCCGACCAGCCGUGGGGCGACCAUUAGUGUCCAUAACAUGGACAAGCGUUUCUGUUGUCGUCUUUGUAACCUUUAUUUUGUUACGAAUAGCGAAUUGAUGGAGCACAACGGUACUGCUCACACUCAAAACACAACUUCACAGGUUUGUUGUUAUGUAUGCGAUUUUUGUCCGAGACCUCAGCUCUUUAAUACAGAAGCAGAUCUGCGCGAUCACAUGAACAAAAUGCACAAUUUCUUCUGUCAGAAUUGCAAAAAGAGGUAUCCUUCCCACGAUGAUUUGAAAUCACAUAUCGCUGAAGCGCAUUCAAAGACCACUUGAUGUUCGUUGAAUGCUAGCGAGAUCGAAGAAACCGAUCCGCUGGCUACCCAAUGAAUGUUCCAAAGAGACGAGAAUUUUUGUAUUUUCUUAAGUGCGACGAAGAUGACAGGACGAGUAUUCUGUGGCUUUUUUUCUCAAAUUCAUAAGUGUAAAUUUCUUUGCUAUUUUGAAAUAGUUUUCUUUAUUUUAUUUUUUUUAUUUUAUGUGAGCUGGCUACGUAUAAGUUUAAUUGUAAUUAAUUGGGUGACACAACUUCAAUUGAGAAUCCACACGUACUGAAAUUUAACUGUAUUUGAAGAAAAAAAAACCGUUAUUGUUUCAUGAUUAAUUUUUCUUUCCCAAGUCAGAGUGUUAAACUAUUUUUGUUUUAAAUAACAGUUGAUUUUGAAAAUAACAAAAUACGACUACUGGAAAGUUAGUCAUAAAACUCUUCCGACGCCUAUUUUUAUUGUGUCAGGUUGAAUGAAACAUAAACGUAAAUGUGUAUCGUUAAAAUACUAUAGAGAUGCGAGUUUUUACAUUAAGAGAAAGAAGUGUAUUUAUACUUGGAGACGUAAAGUUUGAUACAUAAUGUAAGGUGUGCAAGACGCAACCGUUGAGAUGUUUAUCUCGAGUGAGGGUCGUAAUUCUUAGGGUAAAGAUUUUUCACUAAUUGCAUUACUAUUAUAUACAUUUAUAAAUAUAUACUUUAUGUAAUGAAAUUUUUUAAAGAUAAUUUGGAAAUUCAGACUUACUGAUACAAAAUUUGCACUGAAUGAAUAACAUUUUUUUAUGUAGUGCAUUACCCUUAUAAUUUUGUUCAUCAGAAUUUUUUUUUUAUAUGACAAAUUUGCUAUUACAACAUUCUAAACUCAUAUUUGCAUAAUGUGUUAAAAUAGGUUCUGUGAAAAUAUAAUUUUGGUAUAAUCCAUACUAGCUAACUCUUAUUAUUUCAAAUCAGCAAAAUCAUUUCAUAUAGUUUAAAAAAAUUUUUUGUUCAACGCUUAAAUUUUAAUAAAAAAUAUCUUGGCAAAUAAUUUCAUUGGAUGAUUGAAAUCGAAAAAUAUUUGAUAAAACUUUUUAUUUUUAAAAGUAAGAAUUCGUAAACUUCUUACCCCACUAUUUUUAACUUUAGAUUAACCGAUGUGUCAUGUAGCGACAAACAAUACAAUUGUUAAGCUUACUUAUUUGUUUAGUAUUUCGUGUCUACUUGCAGUUGUCAACGCUUUUUCAUUCGACCUUAUGAUAAGCCGGACGUCAUUAUUAUUCCUUGCAAAUUAGUUGUUAGUAAUCACGAAAUGAUUAAACACAAAAAAAAUUGAUAAUUAAAUUUAGUUGUGUAAGUACGCGGUAAAAUAAUGUUCGGAUCACCGAACUGUAUCGGUUGAAAUAAGAUAACGAGUAAAAAAAUAUCGUUUCGAUGCUUACGAGAGUGCAUCGCCAUUUUGAUUAUUUGUAAUGAAGUGCGUAUGACUGAUCCGACAGUCACUAUAAAUAAUAAACGUUACACAUACUUUUUCUACAUUUUUUAUGCUCAUAAUUUUUUCAAACCCUCACAUAGUUCUUAGGGUUUGUGUAAAAUUUAGAUUCUUUGUUAAUACAUUUUUUAUUAUAAAAUACUAAAUAUCUAUAAGUGUGUACACAUAUAAUUAUACAUAAUUGUGUGUAAUUAUGUGCAA
This is a messenger RNA of Copidosoma floridanum, 10099 nucleotides long. RefSeq lists its product as uncharacterized. Gene Ontology annotation, molecular function: DNA-binding transcription activator activity, RNA polymerase II-specific; RNA polymerase II cis-regulatory region sequence-specific DNA binding. Gene Ontology annotation, biological process: regulation of transcription by RNA polymerase II. The record is from RefSeq and is a predicted model, not a curated record. NCBI's taxonomy places the organism in Eukaryota, Metazoa, Arthropoda, Insecta, Hymenoptera, Encyrtidae. Gene Ontology annotation, cellular component: nucleus.